AUGUCCGAUCAACGACAAAUACCCAAGAAUCGCCUUAAAACGCGCAGUAAGUGGUCGACUCUAUCAAAAGCCGGGUUCUUGUAUCUCACAAGGAUCAAAUGCGACGAAACUCACCCAAACUGCAACCAGUGUACGAGGAGAGGCUUCGCGUGCCCCGGCUACAGGCGCCCUUUGAAAUGGUCUUCAAAAUAUGAGUUUCGAGGCGAUGAACCACGGACAAGGAACCGAUCGAGCUCAUCCAGGGAGUUAUUGGCAUAUACUACACCUUGCACUGCUAUUGAUGACCCCUCCUCUCGAGGCUUUCCAACGCCUAUCGGUUCUUCAUCGUCGUUGGAUCCCAGUAUCCUGUUUGGCACUGGAUCCGCGAAUGUCUUUUCGACGCAUGGAGUGUACCAGAAUCCCAAUCUGGAUCUCUCGAGUGCUCUUCCCGAUAUUCAACUACCAGGCGACUCGCCGAACAGCAUUGACUGGACAGGAUGGGUGAACCAUUCAGCUCCUUUGCACAUACCCAUGGCGCUGGAGGACGAGGACACAGGCAUAUCUCGGCAUUACUUCGUCCAAGUCUGUCGAAUAAACUCAUGCGUCGAUUCAGAGCGCAACUUCUUCCGAGCAGAGAUUGGCAGCCUGAUGGCCUCGUCGCCCCUAGUCUACCACUGCGUUCUAUCAAUGUCUGCUGCGCACCUAACUGGCCUAAAGAGUACUAUGGCCACCUCCGCCUUGGACCAUCGGGCUAAAGCACAGUCAUUGUUACGAUCGACCAUUCCGAAACUAAGGAAUAGCACGGGGGCAGAUCGGUCGGGUUCAUCUGGGCCCACAGAGGCGCUGCUGGGGAGCAUCCUUCUAGGCAUGACCGAGAGCUGGCACAACCCAUCGUAUCUUGGAACAACGCACAUCCACGGAGCACGGGCUCUCUUCAAACAGUGGAUUACGACAGCUAGUCAUGGGCAAUCGGAUGGGCUGCGAGAUACAAUGACCGGCAUAAUGACAUACUGGGAAGCUAUGUCCUCGUUUGUUGUCAAUCAGUCCUUGGAUGAGAUGAGCUACCUAGACUUUCUUUGCCACCAGAAGCCGUCCGACAGAAUUCGCCCCAACCCGUGGACUGGCAUCAGCACGCCAUUGUUUGUGUAUCUCGCAAGGGUUGGCACGCUCGCAAGACAACGUUUGUUGCUGAGCCAGCUGUCAAAGGUAACAUCUCGAGAAGAUGCAACGGGACAGCUACAGGCAGGCCUUCUCCGCUCCGCACGAGAGACUGAAUCAGCACUCGUUCUAUAUCAGGUCCCCCCUGAGGACUUGAUAGAUGACCCUGCCGAUCCAGUGACGACGGUAACGCAUCUACGGCGCAUUGCUCAGAUCUACCGACUCAGCGCCUUAGUAGAGCUCUAUAGGAAUUUCCCAGAUCUCUUAACUCCUUCCCCCACACAUGGGCUGGCGCCAGCAGCGCAAGUCUUAGCAAUGGCCGUGUCAAUCCUGAACAUUAUUGCUGCCGUCCCCCAGAGUUCCGGCGUGAACUGCCUUCUGACCAUACCGCUUAUUAUAGCCGGGAGCACCUUGCAAUCUAUCCGCCCUUUGGGCGGUUUAUUUCAGGGCAAUAAGGAUCAGUCAGCAUGGGAGACAUUGUCAGCUGAAUUGCUACUGUCUUCAAGCCAGGAGGACGUGCAGGAACAUUGGCGUAGCUUUGUUCGCUCCAGACUCCAGGAGGUUCGGCGAUAUGUUGGUCUACCGGCGAUUUCACGGGCAUCCGAGAUUCUAGAGAAGGUCUGGGCGAGGAGUGAUGUCCAGGCGGCAGUGGGGAGUUCAAAGACCUACGAGUUUGUCCAGUGGGUUGAGGUCAUGGUGGAAGAGAGGUUAGAGACUAUCCUUGGCUAA
Messenger RNA from Aspergillus mulundensis, 1866 nucleotides. RefSeq names its product Zn(II)2Cys6 transcription factor. Bases 1 to 1866 code for a protein of 621 amino acids. Lineage: Eukaryota; Fungi; Ascomycota; Eurotiomycetes; Eurotiales; Aspergillaceae. Gene Ontology annotation, cellular component: nucleus. Gene Ontology annotation, molecular function: transcription cis-regulatory region binding; zinc ion binding; DNA-binding transcription factor activity, RNA polymerase II-specific. The record is from RefSeq and is a predicted model, not a curated record. Gene Ontology annotation, biological process: positive regulation of transcription by RNA polymerase II. The transcript has 3 exons.